This is a messenger RNA of Aquila chrysaetos chrysaetos, 1308 nucleotides long. RefSeq names its product claudin 18 (gene CLDN18). NCBI's taxonomy places the organism in Eukaryota, Metazoa, Chordata, Aves, Accipitriformes, Accipitridae. Gene Ontology annotation, biological process: cell adhesion; bicellular tight junction assembly. The record is from RefSeq and is a predicted model, not a curated record. Gene Ontology annotation, molecular function: structural molecule activity. Gene Ontology annotation, cellular component: plasma membrane; bicellular tight junction. Bases 1 to 780 code for a protein of 259 amino acids. The transcript is spliced from 5 exons.
AUGUCUGUAACGAUAUGCCAGUCCAUGGGCUUCGUGGUGUCCGCUUUAGGAAUAGGAGGCAUCAUCGCGUCAACGUGCAUGGACCAGUGGAGCACCCAAGACCUGUACAAUAACCCGGUGACGGCGGUGUUCAACUACCAGGGCCUCUGGCGCACAUGUGUCCGGGAGAGCUCUGGCUUCACCGAAUGCCGCGGCUACUUCACCAUCCUGGGGCUGCCAGCAAUGUUCCAGGCUGUGAGGGCCCUCAUGAUUGUGGGUAUCGUCCUGGGCAUCCUUGGCCUCCUUGUGUGCAUUUUCGCUCUGAAAUGCAUCCGUAUCGGCAACAUGGAGGAUUCUGCAAAAGCCAACAUGACUCUGACCUCCGGCAUCAUGUUUAUUGUUGCUGGCCUGUGUGCCAUCACUGGAGUGUCUGUGUUUGCCAACAUGCUGGUCACAAACUUCUGGAUGUCCACAGCCAACAUGUACCAGGGAAUGCAGAACGUCCAGAACAGGUACACCUUUGGCUCAGCCCUCUUUGUUGGCUGGGUGGCAGGUGGCCUGGCCCUUGUAGGAGGCAUCAUGAUGUGCCUUGCUUGCAGAGGGCUGAUUCCAGAAGAAUCCCGUUACAAAGCGGUGUCCUACAAUGCAUCGGGACGGAAUAUCUCCUACAGAACGGGGCCCUAUAAGGUUGGUUCAGGGUACGAACCUGAAACAAAGACUAGGAAGAGUGCAGGAUAUGAAGAAGCUGCUCGAAGUGAGGAUGGAAGACGCUCGUACCCUUCAAAAUAUGACUAUGUCUAGCAGACUUUCUAGGCUUGAGUUGUGCUAUCUUUUAUAAAAUAUUUUUAACUUCAAAAGCAAAAAGUAUAGGCAAACAAAGCAGUCUAAAUAGGAUUGUGUUUUCUAUCAUGUUUCCCUACUCUGAGGUUGUAUUCUAGCUUGUUAUGAACAUUUAUUUGACUGCUUGUUAGUAUGCCUACCAUAAGGAGGUCUAUAACAAAAGCAAUGCCUUUUUAUGCUCUCAGAGUAGCACAGUUUGCUCAUAUUUUACAUAUAAACUCUCAUAUCCAGGACCAGGAUUGUGCCUUGUGCCCUUUUCUAAUUCUUCUAAUACAUUAAAAUUCCCAUUGAAUAAUAGCCCAGAUCUAAAAGCAAUGCCACCCCGUUGCUGUCUUCCCUUUGAGCAGGCUUUCAUGCAAUUAGGCAAUGUCAUCCCCUACUUUCUCAGAGUUUGGAGAGGUGAACAGUAUCCUGUGACCUUGGUGUCCUCUGUUCACCAGAAAAAACAGUGUUUUGCUGAAAUGAUAGUGUAUCUUUGCUCUGGUUUUG